Messenger RNA from Oikopleura dioica, 972 nucleotides. NCBI's taxonomy places the organism in Eukaryota, Metazoa, Chordata, Appendicularia, Copelata, Oikopleuridae. The record is from the annotation of a GenBank genome assembly.
AUGUUUGUCUGGAAAACACUUUUUGCAUUGAAGUUUGAUGCAAUUGUCAAAGAAAUUCAAAUCAAAAAGAAAAAAAUCACGCUUUCUUCAUCCAAGAAAUCCUCAAUAAAGCGAUCGGAAGGACCUGCAAAGAUUGAACACACUCUCGAAAUCGCUUCAAACCUCCUCGACGCUCUCAUCGCCAAUGACCCAGAUGCAAGUCCACCUCCCGACGUUUCAACGGAACUUUCGAAGCUUCCAACGAUGGAUUCCAAGAAACCAUCUGUUUGCGAAAUCAUUUUAAAUCAAGAACUUCCGAACCCGCAGCUUAUCAGACUUCAUACGACUCUCCUUAGAUGUUGCAGACUCUCCAAAUCUAUCGGAAUAACUUUCAGUCAAAAGAAGAUCUUUUCAGAAUCGGAAAACAGCGCGUUCUUCGGCCCAUUGUCAAGGCCAUGGAAUCAGCGCCCUAUAUCAUCCUCGAUAAAUGAAGCACGAGUCCAGUUCAUUUCUUUCUUAUUGGAAUCCCUGUGUGUCGCAGUGACAAAAUCAAAAUUGCAGACAGAAACGAUUCCAGUUAUUCAAGGCGAAAUAAGAAGGCUUGCGGCCGAUUGGGAGCUUGACUGUGAAGUUUUAGUCGACAUUCAAUUUAUUGUUUCUUCAUACUCUUAUGGCCUGGUUCCUCCGGAGAUAUCCGUCCAAGAUAUCGAUCUUCUCGAAGAUCAGUUGUGCUCUUUGCUUGCGUCUUCUACUAGAGCACUUAUUUCAGAAUUAGACGGCGAAGAAAAUGCGCAGUUUCUUUCAAAUAUGGCCCCAUUCAAUGUCAACUUUUGGCUUGAUGAUAAAGCUCCGCCGAAAAUUAUAUGCGGAUCUGAAGCUGUUCGAAAUCUGAAAUCACUUUGCGAAGGGAUCAUCAAGAUUGACGGAAACUUACAGAAUCCCCAAAAGAAAGAAAACACAAGAGCAAUUCUGCGAGCUCUGGAAGCUCUCUAA